AUGCAGGAAUUCAAAGAUUAUCUUGAAUCAUGCAAUUUAGUACAAGCACCCAAGUCUGGUAUUCAAUUUUCUUGGUGUAAUAAUAGAGUGGGUAAGAAAAGAAUCUUACGUGAUUUGGAUAAAGCUUUCUUCAACAUACAAUGGCUGGAGAAGUAUGAAGGAUGGAGCUACAAAGUGAAUGCUAGAGGAACAUCUGAUCAUGGAGCAUUGUUAGGUGGGGUAGUUAAUAUUGCAAAACCAAAAAAUAUUCCAUUUAAAUAUCAACCUGUGUGGACAACUCAUCCAGAGUUUAUAAAACUAAUUCAAGAAUCAUGGGAAGAAGAGUGUAAUGGAAAUCCAGCUUUCAGUUUUAUUUGUAAGCUUAAAAGGCUAAAAAACAUUUUGAAGAAAUGGAAUUGGGAAGUGUUUGGGGACCUCAGAAUCAAAGUAAAAACCACAGAAGAGAAGGUCCUAGCUGCUUCUUUGGAGUCAGAUGAAGAUCCUGAGAAUAUUGAAUUAUUAAAUAAAUUGGUGACUGCAAGAGCGGAACAUGAUUUAGCUUCUCAACAAUAUAAUGAAUUAAUGAGAAUGAAAUCAAGAAUUCAAUGGUUUAAGGAAUGUGGAGCUAAUACUGCAUUUUUUCACUCAACCAUGAGAAUUAGGAAAGCUUACAAUAAUAUCUCAGAACUAGAAGACACAUAA
Molecule: messenger RNA, 681 nt
Organism: Papaver somniferum (opium poppy)
Lineage: Eukaryota; Viridiplantae; Streptophyta; Magnoliopsida; Ranunculales; Papaveraceae
Exons: 1
Coding region: 1-681 (226 amino acids)
Source: RefSeq, a predicted model, not a curated record